CUCGCCCAAUCCCGACCUCACGAUCCCGCGCCGCGCCCCCGCGCACCACAAACGCGGCCACCCCAAUCCGCCAACUCGUAUAUACACGCCGCUUGUUGGCUAGCAUCGUCACCUUGAUCGAUCCCGCCCCUGCUCUGGUCCGUGGCCACCACCAUGGCGUCGCCCAUGCUCUCCGCCACCACCGCGCCGCUCCAGGGCGCCGGCCUGUCCGAGUUCUCCGGGCUCAGGAGCUCCGCCUCGCUGCCGCUGCGGCGGAAUGCCACCUCCGACGACUUCGUGAACGCCGUCUCCUUCAGGACCCACGCGGUCGGCACGAGUGGCGGGCCUAGGCGGGCGCCGACGGAGGCCAAGCUGAAGGUGGCGAUCAACGGGUUCGGCCGCAUCGGGCGCAACUUCCUCCGCUGCUGGCACGGGCGCGACGACUCGCCGCUCGAGGUCAUCGCCAUCAACGACACGGGAGGCGUCAAGCAGGCGUCUCACCUGCUCAAGUACGACUCCACGCUCGGCAUCUUCGACGCCGACGUUAAGCCCGUGGGGGACAACGCCAUCUCCGUCGACGGCAAGGUCAUCAAGGUCGUGUCCGACCGCAACCCCAGCAACCUGCCGUGGGGGGAGAUGGGCGUAGACCUCGUCAUCGAGGGCACGGGGGUGUUCGUCGACCGCGAGGGCGCCGGGAAGCACAUCCAGGCGGGAGCCAAGAAGGUGCUCAUCACGGCGCCAGGGAAGGGCGACAUCCCCACCUACGUCUGCGGCGUCAAUGCUGACCAGUACAACCCCGACGAGCCCAUCAUCAGCAACGCCUCCUGCACCACCAACUGUCUCGCGCCCUUCGUCAAGGUCCUCGACCAGAAGUUCGGCAUCAUCAAGGGCACCAUGACCACCACCCACUCCUACACCGGUGACCAGAGGCUGCUGGACGCCAGCCACCGCGACCUGCGCCGCGCCCGCGCCGCCGCGCUCAACAUCGUGCCCACCUCCACCGGCGCCGCCAAGGCCGUGGCGCUGGUGCUCCCCAACCUCAAGGGCAAGCUCAACGGGAUCGCGCUCCGGGUGCCCACCCCGAACGUCUCCGUCGUCGACCUCGUCGUGCAGGUCUCCAAGAAGACCCUCGCCGAGGAGGUGAACCAGGCGUUCCGCGACAGCGCCGCCAACGAGCUCGCCGGCAUCCUCGAGGUCUGCGACGCCCCGCUCGUGUCCGUCGACUUCAGGUGCUCCGACGUGUCCUCCACCGUCGACGCCUCGCUCACCAUGGUCAUGGGCGACGACAUGGUCAAGGUCAUCGCGUGGUACGACAACGAGUGGGGCUACUCGCAGAGGGUCGUCGACCUAGCUGACAUUGUCGCCAACAAUUGGAAGUGAAGCCUCGCAUUGUAAUAACCCAUCCUCGGCUUCAAAAUUUUCCCCAGGGUCUUCCCUGAUGAUAAUUUGUAAUGAGAAAUCGAGGACCCAAACUCCCAACAAUUCCUUUUAUUUUCUCUCUCCCUUCUCCGAUUUUUCAUUGUCCAGGGACGGAGUAUAAUCGACUUCCGGCAAAGGAAAUCGCAGACGCUGUAUAAUGCAGAUUUGUAAUAUAUACUAUCUGUUGCAAGGUUCUUUUGUA
This is a messenger RNA of Setaria italica (foxtail millet), 1600 nucleotides long. RefSeq names its product glyceraldehyde-3-phosphate dehydrogenase A, chloroplastic. The record is from RefSeq and is a predicted model, not a curated record. Gene Ontology annotation, biological process: glucose metabolic process. Gene Ontology annotation, molecular function: NAD binding; glyceraldehyde-3-phosphate dehydrogenase (NAD+) (phosphorylating) activity; NADP binding. Gene Ontology annotation, cellular component: chloroplast; apoplast. The coding region runs from base 154 to 1359 and encodes 401 amino acids. The transcript is spliced from 3 exons. NCBI's taxonomy places the organism in Eukaryota, Viridiplantae, Streptophyta, Magnoliopsida, Poales, Poaceae.